Messenger RNA from Morus notabilis, 1201 nucleotides. RefSeq names its product L10-interacting MYB domain-containing protein. NCBI's taxonomy places the organism in Eukaryota, Viridiplantae, Streptophyta, Magnoliopsida, Rosales, Moraceae. Bases 92 to 1015 code for a protein of 307 amino acids. The record is from RefSeq and is a predicted model, not a curated record. The transcript has 3 exons.
UGUACCCCACCCUAACCCUCACCUCGUUCCAUCUAUUGUCUACAAUCUCUGUUUUGGACUUUGAUCUUUUUCUGCAAUUCUCAAUCGAGAAAUGGAGAGUGAAGCAGGCAAUCAACCUAAGCAUGAGCGCUCUAGGACAAGGUGGACAGCAUCCCUUGAUAAGAUAUUUGCGGACUUGGUUGUGAAGCAAAUUCAAUUAGGGAACAGACCCAACAAUGUUUUUGACAAAAAGACAUGGAAUCACAUUCGCAAUGAAUUUAACAAGCAAACGGACCUCAACUUCAACAAUAAUCAACUGAGGAAGCACUUGGAUGUUCUGAGGACUCGCUUCUACAAUUUGAAAUCGAGUUAUGAUCAAAGUAAUGACUUCACUUUAGACGCCUCCUGCUGUAUUGGUUUUGAUCUGUGGGAAGAUUUAGGGGCACAAACCAGGCCUGAAAGUGUCAAAGUCAAGGACUGCCCGAUAUAUGAGCAGCUGUGCACAAUAUUCACAGAUUCAUCUGCGGAUGGCAAGUACGCGCAAUCUAGUCACUAUGGAGAGUUGCACAAGUCUGCUACAACUGAAAACGGGGGUUUAAGUUCGUGUCCUGACAUUGGAGCCCCUCAUUGUGAAAAUCUACUGCCACCAAAACCUGCACAAGUAAACGUAUCACCAACAGAAAAGGUGGUUAAGAUACCUGAGAGACAAAGGAAACGUCCUUCCGAGACGGAGUCUUCAACUGCUCGAAGUAGGAUGGAUCAAGAAAUGUGUGAUGCUAUGUCGGAAGCAAUGUUUGAAAUGAUUGCCGCGUCAAAGCUCAGGACAGUUGCAAAAGCACGUAGUGAUGACAGAUUCACCAUUACUAAUUGUAUCAAAGCGUUGGAUGAGAUACAAGGAAUUGAUCAACAUACCUAUUUUGCUGCAUUGGACCUCUUUGAGGACCCUAACUUGAGAGAGACCUUCAUCUCUUUAAAAGGCGAAAGGAUACGGUUGACAUGGUUAGAAGGCAAGUGUGGUAGAAAUUUCUUUUGUUAAGUCAGAAUUUGGAUGACUUUGGAGCGCCAUAUAAUUUUAGUGUUUAGUACUAGUUUGUCCAUAACAUGGCUCUUUUGCUCUCAUUUCGAAUACUGAUGGUCCUUUUGAAGAGAUGUUGUAGGAAUCUUUACUAGCUUAGGUCUUUUUGUCAGACGAGGUUGCAUUGACACAGGGAAGAAAUUUGUA